This is a messenger RNA of Drosophila willistoni, 965 nucleotides long. Its product is annotated as 2-oxoisovalerate dehydrogenase subunit beta, mitochondrial-like. Gene Ontology annotation, molecular function: catalytic activity. Lineage: Eukaryota; Metazoa; Arthropoda; Insecta; Diptera; Drosophilidae. The record is from RefSeq and is a predicted model, not a curated record. Gene Ontology annotation, biological process: branched-chain amino acid catabolic process; response to nutrient.
UAAAAAAUGAGUUGUACAUGUUUUGAUUUCAGUUUUGCCAUAGGCGUCGCGAAUACUGGAGCUACAGCAAUAGCGGAAAUUCAAUUUGCUGACUAUAUAUUUCCCAGCUUUGAUCAAAUUAUCAAUGAAGCCGCUAAAUAUAGAUACAGAAGCGGCGGGCUGUUUGACUGCGGAUCUCUAACAUUUCGAGUACCGUGUGGUGCUGUUGGACAUGGGGCGUUGUAUCAUUCUCAAAGCCCAGAAGGAUAUUUUGCCCACACUCCUGGUCUUCGUGUAGUUAUUCCACGGGGACCGAUAAAGGCAUUUGCAUGUAUAAAAGAUCAUAAUCCGUGCAUUGUGUUUGAACCAAAAACAUUAUACCGUGCCGCCGUGGAAGAAGUACCAACUAACUUUUAUACUUCAGAGCUAGGAAAAGCUGACAUUUUGCGGAAAGGAAACGAUUUGACUUUAAUCGGAUGGGGUACCCAAGUACACGUUUUAUUGGAAGUUGCAGAUUUAUCAAAGAAGCAUCUUGGAAUUGAGUGUGAGGUUAUUGACUUGGUAUCAAUAUUACCAUGGGAUAGAAAUACAAUAUGCAACUCUGUUAGGAAAACAGGUCGAGUGAUUGUUGCGCAUGAGGCUCCAUAUACUCAAGGCUUUGGCACAGAACUAGCGGCUUGCAUUCAGGAAACAUGCUUUCUACAACUUGAAGCACCUGUUAAAAGAGUCACUGGGUGGGAUACACCAUUUCCCCACGUGUUUGAACCGUUUUAUUUGCCCGAUAAGCAUCGUUGCUUAGCAGCCGUGAGAGAAAUUUUUAACUACUAAUAAACAAUAUAAAAACUUAAAGGAAACGGAUGCAUUUAUUGACAUUUAUUAUAAUGUAGUAUAUAGUAUAUGUAUGUAUACUGAUUUUCGCAUUUGCAUUUACAUUGUUGUAAAGAUAAAUUGUAAAUAAUCAACUCAAAGCUACUUAAAAACAAAUA